Rotaria sp. Silwood1 is the source of this 450-nucleotide messenger RNA. The record is from the annotation of a GenBank genome assembly. Lineage: Eukaryota; Metazoa; Rotifera; Eurotatoria; Philodinida; Philodinidae.
AUGGCGUCUUCAACGUCGACAAAAACUCCAUGUGUCACGUGCGAUAAUAAAGGUGUGGAUAUUUUCAAAUGUGAAGGAUGUUCAGAAAUAUUUUGUGGAAAUCAUGCUAAUGAACAUCGAGACAUGCUUAGUGAUCAAUUAGAUAUAAUUGUUCUUGAACAUGAUGUUCUAGAACAAACAAUUACUGAUCACAGCAAUCACGCGAAGAAUCAUCAUUUUCUUCUUACGCAAAUCAACAAAUGGGAACAAGAUCCGAUUAUAAAAAUUCAACAAGCAGUAGAAGAAACACGACAACAGAUCAAAAAAUUGAUUUGUUCACAUACAGGAAAAGUAUUGAAAGAGUUGUAUGGUCUUUCUGAACAAUUACGAAAAGCUCAUAUUGAUAAUGACCAUGUUGAAAAUGAUCUUUGCGCAUGGACAACUUUGUUAGAAAAAAUCAACUUGAUCUAA